Molecule: messenger RNA, 717 nt
Organism: Fusarium odoratissimum NRRL 54006
Lineage: Eukaryota; Fungi; Ascomycota; Sordariomycetes; Hypocreales; Nectriaceae
Exons: 3
Coding region: 42-296 (84 amino acids)
Biological process (GO): mRNA splicing, via spliceosome
Cellular component (GO): U2 snRNP; precatalytic spliceosome
Source: RefSeq, a predicted model, not a curated record
GUUCGUCCGCUAACAAACAACCAUCUCUAAUAUCAAGCAACAUGGCCGACAAACUCCGCACCCAGCAAGAACUCGAGCGCCUCCAAGCGAAAUACGUCGGCACUGGUCACCCAGACACGACAAGCUGGGAAUGGCGCACCAACAUUCAGCGCGACACAUACUCUUCCAUCGCCGGCCAUAGGCCUCUUCUCUCUUAUAUCGCGCUUGCUGAGAAUGAACCCAUUACCAAGAUUCGCGCGCAGAUGAUCAGGAAAAUGGUACAGCCUUGUGGUCCUCCUCCGCCACGCGAGGAUUAGAGCGGACGGACAAUACGAUAUCGCAGGCAGAGCUAAGAGAUUCAACAUGGCUUCGUUUCGCUCGGGAGUUUGGAAAGGCGUCAAGGAUUAAUGCCACUAUGGUAGGGAAGACUUUAGACCUACAAUACGAUAUUUCACCAUACAAGAUCGCGAACAGUCUCAAUCUUUAAAAUUAAUUGUUUGGUCUGUAUUGGGGUAUCAUAAUGUCGACAUUAGUCCUCAUCUCUUUUGUCUUAUCCCUGCAUUCGACUGCCUUCGCCCACAGCUUCGUCGUCUUCUUCGCCGUCCUGUUGAGGCGCAUCCCUGAUGUUCAGACUCGCACGAAGCUUCUUCUCGUUAUCGUCAUUCCAGCUGUCGCCAUAAACCUCCCGCGUCAUGCCCAUCACACCGUCAACGCCGACUUCUUCUUUUCCACGAGGAC